Molecule: messenger RNA, 1090 nt
Organism: Raphanus sativus (radish)
Lineage: Eukaryota; Viridiplantae; Streptophyta; Magnoliopsida; Brassicales; Brassicaceae
Product: nudix hydrolase 14, chloroplastic
Exons: 7
Coding region: 28-945 (305 amino acids)
Biological process (GO): nucleoside phosphate metabolic process; ribose phosphate metabolic process
Molecular function (GO): ADP-ribose pyrophosphatase activity; ADP-glucose pyrophosphatase activity
Source: RefSeq, a predicted model, not a curated record
UACUCUUCCCUUUCGUGUCAUCUCUCGAUGUCUGGCUUUACCCUUCCCGCACGGUUGUUGUUUCUCGCCUGUCCCUCACGCGCUCUGCAUCGUCUUCACCACGCGAAGCUUCUGCUACGCUGCAAAAUGUCUUCUUCUUCUUCUUCUUCUUCCUCUCUCACUCACUCCAUCACGCUUCGGAAGCAACCCACCGAUCCUGUGAAUGUCGCUGCAGCCGCGGGUGUCUCUUCCUCUGAUUUCAGAAACGCGAUAGAUUCGUCCUUGUUCAAGAAUUGGCUAAGAAACUUGGAAUCAGAGAAUGGAAUUUUAGCUGACGGGACAAUGACACUGAAGCAAGUUAUCAUUCAGGGAGUUGAUAUGUUUGGCACACGAAUUGGCUUUCUUAAAUUUAAAGCCGAUAUUUUGGACAAAGAAUCUGGUCACAAGGUUCCAGGUAUUGUAUUUGCAAGAGGACCAGCUGUAGCUGUCCUCAUUCUCUUGGAGUCUGAUGAUGGUGAGACUUACGCUGUUCUCACCGAGCAGGUUAGGGUUCCUACAGGGAAGGUUGUGCUGGAAUUACCUGCUGGGAUGUUGGAUGAUGAUGAAGGUGAUUUUGUUGGUACUGCUGUUCGUGAGGUCGAAGAGGAGAUUGGUAUAAAAUUGAAGAAAGAAGACAUGGUUGAUCUCACUGCUUUCCUUGACCCAUCUACAGGCCACCGGAUCUUCCCUUCUCCUGGUGGCUGUGAUGAAGAGAUGAGUGUGUUUCUCUACAGACUUCGAGUGGAACAAGAGACAAUCAGACAGCUACAAGGUAAAGAGACAGGACUCCGCGAACAUGGCGAGUUUAUCAAAGUCCGACUAGUCCCGUACAGAGAGCUCUGGCGCAAAACAGCUGAUGCUAAGGUCCUUGUGAGCAUUGGUCUCUACGAAAUGGCUCUGAGAGAAGGUCUCGUCCCCAGGCACUGAAACUAAACUGUGGUCUGUGGAUCUCGUCUUAGAUAUGUGGCAACUAGAUUGACUCAACUGGAUGAGGGUUGAGAUUAGAUGCUUGUAUGUUGGAAACAGAGUUUUCGUUUCGUAACGUUAUAUGAGAGAAGGUUAUAACUUUGUA